AUGGUCCUGACAGCUCGCAGACGGGAGCCUUUCAUUAUGUUUGAUCAGUGUCUCUUUCUCGGUUUCUCUCUCACAUGCAGGAAAGACCAGAAUCUCCUGUCUCCGGUGAACUGCUGGUACCUGUUGCUGAACCAGGUUCGACGGGAGAGCAAAGACCAUGCGACACUGAGUGACAUUUAUCUGAACAACGUCAUCAUGCGCUUCAUGCAGAUUAGUGAAGACUCCACGCGUCUUGUCAAAAAGAGUAAAGAAAUCACCUUUCAGCUGCAAGAGGAUUUGAUGAAAGUCCUCAACGAGCUCUACACGUGUUGUGAUCUGGGAUAUCACGCCUCUCUGAACCGGGCUUUGCGGACCUACCUCUCGGCCGAAUAUAACCUGGAGACAUCUCGUCACGAGGGUCUGGAUAUCAUUGAGAACGCGGUGGACAGUCUGGACCCACGUAGUGACCGCCAGCGCUUCAUGGAAAUGUACCCUACUGCCUUCUGCCCACCCGUCAAAUUUGAGUUCCAGCCACAUAUGGGAGAUGAGGUGUGUCAGAUCACGGCCCAGCCUCCAGUGCAGGGAGAACUCCUCCUGAGGUUCCAGCAGCUUCAAUCCCGUCUGGCCACCCUAAAGAUCGAGAACGAAGAGAUUAAGAAGACCUCAGAGGCCACUCUCACUACUAUCCAGGACAUGGUGACCAUCGAGGACUAUGACGUGUCCGAAAGUUUCCAUCACAGCCGCUCCACUGAAUCGGUCAAGUCCACCGUGUCGGAAACCUACCUCAGCAAGCCGAGCAUCGCCAAGAGACGCGCCAACCAACAGGAGACGGAGCAGUUCUAUUUUAUGAAGUUCCGCGAGUAUCUGGAGGGCAGCAAUCUCAUCACUAAGCUUCAGGCAAAGCAUGAUCUACUGAAGAGGACCCUCGGUGAUGGUUACCGGCCUGAGUAUGCGACUACAAGGCCUCCCAGUCUUCCUCCUAAACCGUUCGGCACACAGAGGCCCAGGCCACGCUCUGUAUUUAACGUUAAGCUGUUUAAUGGCAAUUUGGAGUCAUUUGUUAAGGACUCUGGACAAGCAAUACCAAGAGUUGUUGAGAGCUGUAUUCGAUUCAUCAACCUGUAUGGCCUCCAACAUCAAGGAAUAUUCCGAGUAUCUGGAUCUCAAGUUGAAGUCAAUGAUAUCAAGAACUCUUUUGAAAGAGGUAAUGAUCCCCUGACAGAUGAAGAGAAUAACCACGAUAUAAACUCUGUUGCGGGCGUUUUGAAACUCUACUUUCGAGGUUUGGAGAACCCUCUGUUUCCAAAGGAAAGAUUCAAUGAUCUCAUCUCUUGUGUCAGAAUAGACAAUCUGUAUGAGAGAGCGCUGUAUAUACGAAAGAUUCUUCUAACUGUACCCAGAUCAGUCCUUGUGGUCAUGCGAUAUCUGUUCGCCUUUCUCAACCACUUGUCCCAGUACAGCGAUGAAAAUAUGAUGGACCACUAUAAUCUGGCCAUCUGCUUUGGCCCCACCCUCAUGCCCACUCCAGAAACUCAGGACCAGGUCUCCUGCCAGGCCCAUGUCAAUGAGGUCAUCAAAACCAUCAUCAUCCAUCACGAGACCAUCUUUCCUGACGCGAAGGAGCUUGACGGCCCCAUGUACGAGAAGUGUAUGGCAGGCGGAGACUAUUGUGAGAGUCCAUACAGUGAACAUGGAGCUCUUGAAGAGGUUGAUCAGGAUAGAGGAGCGGAGACCCACACCAGUGAGGAUGAGGGGGAGCCCAUUGAAGCCAUCGCAAAAUUUGAUUAUGUGGGCCGCUCUGCGCGGGAGCUGUCCUUUAAGAAGGGUGCAUCUCUACUGCUGUAUCAGAGAGCGUCGAAUGAUUGGUGGGAGGGCAGACACAACGGCAUAGACGGCCUAGUGCCUCACCAGUACAUUGUUGUACAGGAUAUGGAUGACACAUUCUCUGACACUCUGAGCCAAAAGGCGGACAGUGAGGCCAGCAGUGGGCAUGGAGGAGAGGAGAAAAGCUCCAGUAGAGACAUUGGGUCUCCAACAGGCAGCAGGCUACCUGAUGCCUACAUCAGCAGCAGGUACAGGAAGAGAAGUGACCCCCCGACCCGCAGGCCUCCAGCUCGCCUCACUGACACCCACUGCUUGGUCCACCCCUCACAGGGCCACCACGGCAACCAUAGCAGCCACGGUAGUCACGGCAACCCAGAUUUGGGAUCUCCAGUGAUGGGCCACUACAGUCCGCGGGACCUGCUGAGAGGAAGAGGACACAUGCCCAUGGAUAGUCCCGAGAGACGUCGACGGACCGGCCACGGCAGCCUGAUCAACGUCAGCCGGCACGAGUCCAUAAAAAAGAUGGAGAGCCCUCCCAUCCGCAGGUCCACGUCUUCAGGCCAGUACACAAGCUUCUCCGAGCCUCACGGCAAGAGCCUGGAUCCAGAGAGCAUCGCACAGGACAUAGAGGAGACGAUGAACACUGCUCUAAAUGAGCUGAAGGAGCUUGAACGGCAGAGUUCUGCUAAACACGCCCCUGACGUGGUGCUGGACACCCUGGAGCCGAUGAAGAAUGGUCCCACCCCGGCCAGCUCCACCGAGUCCCUGAGCCAACUCCACGGGCUCCUGCUGCGGCCCGCCGUCAAAGAGCCGCCCAUGCGCCGCAGCACCAGCUCCUCCAGCGAUACCAUGAGCACCUUCAAGCCCGCCGUGGCCCCGCGCAUGGGGGUGCAGCUCAAGCCCCCCGCCCUGCGGCCCAAACCCAUGGUGGCGAUACCCAAAACAGGAGCAGCGCAGCAUCCGGCGGCCCCUCCACAGGAUCCACUGGACAAAUCCUGCACCAUGUGAUUCAUUGUGGGCGAAACGUUCAGGGACAUGAGGACACAAUGUAAGAUUAGGACCACUGCUGUCAGAGCCAGAUUUAUAGUGGAUUUUAAUGCCAAUGAACAUAGUGACGUGUGGUUCUUUAUUUUGUAACAUUUCAUUCACUUUAGCGAGUGGACUGAAGCAAAUAUAGAUAACUAAAGAUAAUAGAAAUACAUUACUGUGGUUAAUGAGGUGACUGUAGUUUUGAACUAGUGUGUAUAAAAUUCCAACACUAAUAUAGGGAUUAUUAAUAAACUAGAAUAACGUCGGUCACUAAGCAUGGUUCUGAGGGAGGAUAGAGUUAGUUACACAGAUGUUUACUAUUUCAGAGUUAGUCAAUUCAAAUGAACAUUUUUAGAUAUUCUAGACACCUGCAACUAACGGAAAGCAGUUUAUUUGCAUCACAAAACUGUUUGCAUGCUUGUCUGACACCUUAUUUUUUCCCGCAAUACUCUGUGUGAAUAGAUUAAGGAGUUGUGACAAUGAUAUUAAAGAAAGCAACAAAUCACUACAGCUUCCUACGGUAUGUUGUUAAGGGUGACUUUCUAUAUAUCAGUAGUUUACAUCCACUAGAAAAACUGCUAAAUGUGAAUAAUACAGAAACUAAGCGGGGUCUUUGGUUUCUCUGUUUACAGCAUAAGGAUUGUGGGAAAUGUGUCUUUACAUCUCAGAGUGUUUUCUAGUCAGGACUCUUUGAAAUGAUGUGUGGAAUGUUGACGUUGGAGAAACACUGCCAUAUAAGGGCAUGUGAUGUCACAUCUUCUGCUCGUCCUGAUUGGCUGUCGAUGUUAUGAGCGAUUCUAAGUUGUGUCAGCAAGGCUUUACUUUGAAUAUUAUAUUUUUGAUAGUAAUAUUUGAAUAUAUGCCCAGGGAGAUUGUGUAAACCACAUCCGCUUACAUUGAAGAAACAUUUUCCUAGUUUUUUUUUUCUUCACUUGAUUUCUUAUUUAGAAAGAUAGAAAUAUAUAUUGUGUAUAUAAAUGUACAUCCACUAAACCUUUUUUUUUUUUUGUCUUUAUGUUCAUUACUUUCUCCCAGGAACCAACUGCUCACUAUAAACAAUAUUUUUGUAGUCUCUUUCUGCUUAAUUAGAUGUAAUCUGUGAAUAGUCAAGUCUAGCUGCCAAAAAAAAGUAUAAGUUCUUUAAGUGCUGCUUAGAGAUUGAUGCAUAUAGGCAACGAGAAUCUUUUCCCUGUCAGCUUAGCUGUCUAAAACGCUCGGCUUGGUUCUAUCCUAUAAGCAUGAACGAUAAUCCAUUUAGUUGUCAUAUGCAAGUACUUUUCUAGAAACUUUUGAGGCAAUAUUUCUUGUUGGUUCACCAAACAAGGGAAUGAUCCCAAUAGCCAUGGACUCAGAGACUGUUACUGCAGUGCUUUCGUGGGAUAGUGCUGUUUCUUAUGUGUGCUUGAGGCCCAUUAACCCUUCGUAAUAAUAACACACACAGCACCGCACUCAAAUUAAGUCAGUCACGCGAGCUACCCAAAGAUAAAGAGUUAUGUACAGCAUCAGUCACUCCCAUGUAUUUGCACUCCAAAAUUAAAGAUUUGGGAUUUCAUAUACAGUAUAUGAAUCUGUGCAUCGACAUUCACAUUAUUAUGACAGUUUGACAAUAACUUAGUGUGUGUGUAAUUGUACUGUAUUCACUGAUGAUUAUACAACAGUUUACUCAUAUUUAGGUAGAAUAUGCUAUGAAAUGUGUUUGGCUGAUGUUACACAAUUGUCCAUCGCUGAACCAAGGGGAUAAACUGUA
Messenger RNA from Sinocyclocheilus rhinocerous, 4579 nucleotides. RefSeq names its product SLIT-ROBO Rho GTPase-activating protein 1-like. The record is from RefSeq and is a predicted model, not a curated record. Gene Ontology annotation, molecular function: protein binding. The transcript has 18 exons. Gene Ontology annotation, biological process: signal transduction. NCBI's taxonomy places the organism in Eukaryota, Metazoa, Chordata, Actinopteri, Cypriniformes, Cyprinidae. Bases 1 to 2811 code for a protein of 936 amino acids.